Messenger RNA from Beta vulgaris subsp. vulgaris (sugar beet), 1982 nucleotides. Its product is annotated as protein SLOW WALKER 1. Gene Ontology annotation, biological process: positive regulation of transcription by RNA polymerase I; rRNA processing. The coding region runs from base 150 to 1730 and encodes 526 amino acids. Gene Ontology annotation, cellular component: nucleolus. The record is from RefSeq and is a predicted model, not a curated record. The transcript has a single exon. NCBI's taxonomy places the organism in Eukaryota, Viridiplantae, Streptophyta, Magnoliopsida, Caryophyllales, Amaranthaceae. Gene Ontology annotation, molecular function: protein binding.
GUCGCAUAAGUUACAAGACCAAUUUAUGUACACCCGAGUGAAGUUCACAACAAGUGCAAAACCCUACGACUCUUUUUUUUUUUUUUUGGUCUCGUUAAACCCUACAACUCCCUUCCUCUCUUCUUCAUCCUGCUUCCGCCAUAGCAGCUAUGUCGGAGCUUCAAACCUUCCCCACAAAACCCCGCCUGAAACCUACCUCAAAAACACCCAACAAAUCCCCAGAAUCAAAAUACUGGAAAUCCUUCAAAACCAACGAAAUCUCAGGGCUUAUUUAUUCAAUCACCUCCAUUGAUUUCUCCCCUCAAUCUCCUCACAAUUUCGGCGCUACAUAUGGUUCUUCUUUGUCCUUCUUCAACCCCCACCACCCCUUUUCCCCUUCUGAGCCUCUCUCCACCAUCCACUCAUUCAAAGACAUCUCCUUUUCCGCUUCAUUUCGGUCCGAUGGUAGGCUCAUAGCUGCUGGGUGUAAUUCGGGUAAAGUCCAUGUAUUCGAGGCGAAAACCCGGAACCAGCUUCGUCAAUUGAAGGGGCAUUCUAGGCCAGUAAGGUUCGUUCAAUACCCAAAUGUUGAUAGAUUGCAUUUGAUUUCUGGUGGUGAUGAUUCUAUUGUUAAGUAUUGGGAUGUUGCAACUGAGACCUCUUUGUCUGAUUUUUUGGGUCAUAAGGAUUAUGUUAGAAGUGGGUGUUGUUCACCUGUUGAUGAUAAUGUGUUUGUUACUGGUUCUUAUGAUCAUACUGUUAGGGUGUGGGAUGUUAGGGGGGGUGGUAAUUCGUCUGCAAUGAUGGUUAAUCACGGGAAGCCGGUUGAGAAUGUUGUAUUUCUGCCUUCUGGUGGCUUGAUGGCUACUGCUGGAGGGAAUGUGGUGAAGAUUUGGGAUGUGAUUGGAGGUGGGAAAUGUGUGUAUACCAUGGAGAGUCAUAAUAAGACGGUGACCUCGCUCUGUGUAGGACAAGUCGGGAGGGAUGGUGGCGAAGAGUCUGAUCGUUAUCGCCUUAUGAGUGUUGGGCUUGAUGGGUAUUUGAAGGUGUUUGAUUACUCGAAGUUGAAAAUUACGUUCUCGAUGAGGUUCCCUGCUCCUCUGGUGUCUGUGGGGUUCUCCCCUGAUUGUUCUACACGAGUUAUAGGGACCUCGAAUGGGAUUAUGUACAUGUCAAAGAGGAAGAAAGAGAAAGUGGAAGAAGAACGUAAGGAUUUAGGCUUCUUUCAGUAUAGGGAGGAACCACGAAAGAGGGUGUUGAAGCCAUCACAUUUCAGGUACUUUCACCGAGGACAAAGUGAGAAGCCUAGAGGAGGCGAAUAUUUGAUAUUGAGACCUAAAAAGGUUAAGUUAGCAGAGCAUGACAAACUACUGAAGAAGUUCAGGCACAAAGAUGCUCUUGUAGCUGUUCUUCAGAAGAAGAAUCCAGAACAUGUGGUUGCUGUGAUAGAAGAAUUGGUAGCAAGGAAAAAGCUGUUCAGGUCUGUGUUAAAUUUGGAUAUUCAGGAGCUUGAGGUGUUGAUGUUAUUUUUGCAGAAAUACACUACUCUUCCAAGGUAUGCAGGUUUACUGAUGCCAUUUGCGAACAAAGUUAUUAAAAUGCGAGCUGAGGAUAUCCAAGCUUCCGAUAGCCUUAAGGCUCAAAUACAGAAAUUGAAGCGCGCGACACAGGAGGAGCUGCAGGUACAACAAUCAUUGCUGGAGAUACAGGGAAUAAUAUCUCCUUUAAUGAGGAUUGCUGGGAGGAGAUAGUGUUUGUUUGUACAAGUAUGACUUUCACAGUUGUAUGUUUGAUAACUUCUUACUACCAGGCAACUUUUUAGUGGAGGAUAGUCUCUUAAGCAACAUACUCUUCUCCAACUCCCCCAAAUCUAUAUGUUUAGACUGCACUUCGGAGAUUUGUUCAAGUGAAAUUUUGGCUUUAAAAAUGUCCUUUGUUCUUGUUGUACUAGUAUUGCUUUAACAAUUAUAGUUGGCUUUUAAUGAAAGAUUGAAUUAGUGUUA